UGGGGGGGUGCCGGGGCCAGGGCGGCUGCAUUCCCGCAGCUGCCUCCAUGUCAGGGUCACCCUGGGCCGCUCUCCGCACCUCUGUGAGGCAGCCUCCUGCUUCUCUCCUUCCCUCUCUCCUUCCCUCCGCAGCUCGGCUGGAGCGGGGUCCAAGGCCGGUGCCCUGGGGUCUGGGCCUGGGUGGGCUCUCAGCACUUCUUGUCUCCCUUGGUGUUCCCACUUUCCUACUCCAUGGCGGCCUUGGCUUUAACCCUUUCCCUUCUGCUCUGGACAGCUGAGCUUGAAUUUCUCGGGACAUUCAAGGGUCCCUGGAACACUGGGCAGUCCUGAGCUCUGGGAUGGAGCCUGAGGCGGCGCUGUGGGGCCCAGAUCUGCAGGGUCCUGAGCAGAGCCCCAACGAUGCUCACAGAGGUGCCGAGAGUGGGAACGAAGAGGAGAGCCCUCAGCAGGAAAGUUCUGGGGAGGAGAUCAUCCUGGGAGAUCCAGCUCAGAGUCCAGAAUUCAAGGACCCAUCAGAGAUGCCCCUGGAGAGACCCUCCCAGGAUCCCGCAGUCCCCGGGGACCCCCCGACCCCACCGGGUCACCCCAACCCUUUGGACCACCAGACCCCCCUGGACCCCCCCGCCCCCGAGGUAGUCCCCACCCCGUCUGACUGGACCAAGGCCUGUGAGGCCAGCUGGCAGUGGGGGACUCUGACCACGUGGAACAGCCCCCCCGUGGUCCCGGCCAACGAGCCCAGCCUGCGGGAGCUGGUGCAGGGUCGCCCCUCCGGGGCCGAGAAGCCCUACAUCUGCAACGAGUGCGGCAAGAGCUUCAGCCAGUGGUCCAAGCUGCUGCGCCACCAGCGCAUCCACACGGGCGAGCGGCCCAACACCUGCUCGGAGUGCGGCAAGAGCUUCACGCAGAGCUCGCACCUGGUGCAGCACCAGCGCACGCACACGGGCGAGAAGCCCUACAAGUGCCCCGACUGCGGCAAGUGCUUCAGCUGGAGCUCCAACCUGGUGCAGCACCAGCGCACGCACACGGGCGAGAAGCCCUACAAGUGCACGGAGUGCGAGAAGGCCUUCACCCAGAGCACCAACCUCAUCAAGCACCAGCGCUCGCACACGGGCGAGAAGCCGUACAAGUGCGGCGAGUGCCGGCGGGCCUUCUACCGCAGCUCGGACCUCAUUCAGCACCAGGCCACGCACACGGGCGAGAAGCCCUACAAGUGCCCCGAGUGCGGCAAGCGCUUCGGCCAGAACCACAACCUCCUCAAGCACCAGAAGAUCCACGCCGGCGAGAAGCCCUACCGCUGCACCGAGUGCGGCAAGAGCUUCAUCCAGAGCUCGGAGCUGACCCAGCACCAGCGCACGCACACCGGCGAGAAGCCCUACGAGUGCCUGGAGUGCGGCAAGAGCUUCGGCCACAGCUCCACCCUCAUCAAGCACCAGCGGACUCACCUGCGCGAGGACCCCUUCAAGUGCCCGGUGUGCGGCAAGACCUUCACGCUGAGCGCCACGCUGCUGCGGCACCAGCGCACGCACACGGGCGAGCGGCCCUACAAGUGCCCCGAGUGCGGCAAGAGCUUCAGCGUCAGCUCCAACCUCAUCAACCACCAGCGCAUCCACCGCGGCGAGCGGCCCUACAUCUGCGCCGACUGCGGCAAGAGCUUCAUCAUGAGCUCCACCCUCAUCCGCCACCAGCGCAUCCACACGGGCGAGAAGCCCUACAAGUGCUCCGACUGCGGCAAGAGCUUCAUCCGCAGCUCCCACCUCAUCCAGCAUCGACGCACGCACACGGGCGAGAAGCCCUACAAGUGCCCCGAGUGCGGCAAGAGCUUCAGCCAGAGCUCCAACCUCAUCACCCAUGUCCGCACCCACAUGGAUGAGAACCUGUUCGUGUGCUCCGACUGCGGGAAGGCCUUCCUGGAGGCGCACGAGCUGGAGCAGCAUCGGGUGGUUCACGAGAGGGGCAAGACCCCAGCCCGGAGAGCUCAGGGCGACACCCUGCUGGGGUUGGGCGACCCUGCCCUGCUGACGCCACCCCCCGGAGCCAAACCACACAAGUGUCUUGUCUGCGGAAAGGGAUUCAACGACGAGGGCAUUUUCAUGCAGCAUCAGCGCAUCCAUAUUGGAGAAAACCCCUACAAAAAUUCAGAUGGCCUCAUCGCACACCCAGCCCCCAAGGCGCCUCAGUUCCGACCCCCCAGGCUCCCUUUCGGAGGGAAUUCCUAUCCAGGUGCUGCGGAGGGCAGAGCCGAACCCCCAGGACAGCCCUUUAAAAUGCCUGAAGGGCAGGAGAGCUUUGGCCAAAGGCUGGGCCUGCUCUCCUCCAAGUCCUACAUUUGUUCCCACUGUGGAGAAAGUUUUCUGGAUCGGGCUGUGCUCCUCCAACAUCAGCUCACCCACGGCAAUGAAAAGCCCUUUCUCUUUCCUGAUUAUAGGAUUGGUCUAGGGGAAGGGGCAGGGCCCAGUCCCUUCCUAAGUGGAAAGCCCUUUAAAUGCCCUGAAUGCAAAAAAAGCUUUGGCCUCAGCUCUGAGCUGCUGCUGCACCAGAAAGUGCAUGCAGGUGGAAAACCCCAGAAGAGUCCAGAGCUGGGGAAGAGCUCUUCUGUCCUCCUGGAGCACCUCAGGAGCCCCCUGGGGGCCAGGCCCUACAGCUGCUCAGAUUGUGGGGCCUCCUUUCUCGAUCGCCUGGCGCUCGUCCGGCACCAGGAGACCCACACCCAAGAAAAGUCCCCCACCCCCGAGGAGUCCCUUCCAGAGCCAGCCACCCUGCCCACAAGCCAGGAAGAUGAGGGAGAGGCCUCCACCCGCACAGGGAGCAGCAGCCAUGGGGAUGGGGAAAACCCCAAGACCCUCUCAGAAGAAAAGCCCUAUUUGUGCCCUGAGUGUGGAGACGGCUUCGCAGAAGUCGCGGCCCUCCUCCUCCAUAGGAGCUGCCACCCAGGGGUCACCUUGUGAAAUGAGUCUGGAGACCAGGGGCCUCUCUCUCCUGAGAGGAACACUGGCUCUCCCCAGAAGUUAUGUGGGGAAAGGAGGAAAACCCUAUCAGAUUGUAGAGAAACGGAGCAUAAAGAACCCUGGGUAUAAAUAGUGCUUUUACAUCAGUAAUGAGAAACCCUAUAAAAUUGUUGGUGGGAACCACUUAUAAGAGGCAGUAGAGAAAAACUGUUGGGUUAGAAACCCUAUAAAUAUGUAGGAAAAAAAAAAGUCCUUUAAGUCUGUAGCAGAAAAACCCUAUAAACCAUAGUGGAUAAAAGCCCUAUUAAUUGUAGGAAGAGGUCCUAAUAUGUCUCUAGACAACCCUAUAAAACUGUUAUCAAAAUCCUUGUGAAACUAUAGGGUCGGGGAAGUGCAGGGAAUCCAAUGGCAUUGACUCGAGAGGAGUGACCCUCAGAAGGUGUAGAAGAGCCUCCCAUGAACUUGUUCCACAGUGUUCUCUCCCCCUGGAGUACGGGAGGGAGCCUCUCUCACCAGAAGACUUGGACAGUGACACUGAGGAAAAUGCUCAGCUGGGGACUAGUGUGGGGAGAGGCGAAAAAUAAGUGAUGCGGAGCCCCCAGACCCACAGAGAAGAAACGACCCAAGAAACUAGGAAGAGAAAGUCCAGCUCGCUGCACUGGGGGUUCCUUGGGAUAUGAGGCCAAUCUUAGGUGAUUGUGUGUUAGAGGAAGAGGCCCAUGGAAUUCCUUAUCGGGAAGAAUCAAAAAAUGGGGAAGGAAAAAAGUGAUGGCAAGCCUUUUUAAAGGCUGAAAUCUGGGGUGCAUAGAAACUUUAAGAAUACUGGGAAGCCACCGCAAAAAUUGGGGGGCAGGAGGGAGAUUUCUGUUCGUGCUUUGAGGAAAGCAAACCAAGGUGAAGCUGUGGAUGGAACCCAGCCAAUUCGGGGCUGCCCAGUCCUCUCUGUUUCCGGGAGCUUGUUAAGCUACAAGUGCAAGCAGAUCCCAGCUCAGGCCGCCGGGGCUCCCCGCAGCCAGGCAGGAUGGGGAACUUCUAGUCUGAGAGGCCUCCGGGGCUGGAGGGUCCCUCCUGCCCAUUCUCAGGUCUCACUGUCAGGAGGUUUCUCCUGAAAUCUAACUGCCACCAGGUCUCACUUCCUCGAAUUCUGUCCUUAGUGGAGAGGGGGAGCUGCUGCUAGUCGACCUCCAAAGAAUAAAGCCCUUCAGAGACUCAAGGCCUGUGUGUGGUUAAAUCCUCCCUAGACGUCUCUCCUCCAAGUCAGUGAGAGUCAUGUGUGGGUUCUCUGUGGCAACGAGGGACAGCAAGUCGACAGAAUAGAGCGCUCAUUACCCAGCAACCUGCUUUUAAACCUCACUUAUUCAUCUGAGCUGCUCGCGAGGCUGCUGGCGGGAUGAGCCAGCCUGCACGUAGUGGUGGGGGUCCAAACACCCUCCCAGACUGGGCCAUGGGUCCCUGAAGAGCAUACGGAGGCCUGGCCACCUUCCUCCCCCUGGUACUUGGAGCUCUCUGAAGUCGUGACGCCCCGGCCUGAUCAUGGUCUUGGAUGGGGACAGAUCCCACCCACUUGGCUCCUCUCCUCCUCAGCCAGCAACCUUCGGAGGGAAAUGGGAGGAUAAAAACACAUUCCCUGGCCCGACCCAUCUCCUGUCUUCACACACCACACAGUUCCACUCUUUCAUUAACGCCGCCAGACCCGCUAAUGUGACUGAGUGUGUGUGGCAGGGGAGAGAGACUGCUGCCCUAUAAAAUGGUUGAGUGAAAACUCUUCAAACAUCUGUAACAAGAACCCCACAGCGUCACCCUGGAGACCCUUAAGGAAAGCGAGGACUCUGUCCAGUGCUGGGUCUAAAAGAAGUGCCCACUGACCCACGCUGGUACCACUAACGCACUGUGGUCCUGGAGUCAGAACUGAGAUGCCGGGUGAGGGGGCCCUUCAGGAGUCGCAUCCCUGGAGAGGGCGACCGGACUCCUCAAAGCUGUGGAAGAGACCUCUAAUUCCAUUACCCAAAAGCUCAAAAGGUGAAAGCCCUUCACCCUUCAUCUCUCCUGCCCCCAAAGGGAUGACCUUGAAUUCAAAGGAUCAAAAUCUAGAACACUGCAAGAGGAAAAACCCAGGCCUGCUGGGGAGAAGGAAAAGGCAGGUCUUGGAUAAUUGUGGGGAGACCCUUAUGCCAUUUGUGUAAAGCCCCACCCCACCCAAGUGCCAGGUCAGAAAGCACUACUGAGAGGGGAGAAGGAGCCUGCCUGACGAAUCUCUACUGACAGAAGCGUCAACAAAGGGGGUGUCCCUAUGAGACUGAGGAAGAGACCAUUCUCCAAGUCAAAGAUUUUUUGUUAAGAUGAUAGUAGAAAGAAACUUCAGUUGUAGAGACAAACCCCUUGUAAAGCUAGAAGCAGCGCCCCUCGGAAACAGGUCUGAGGAAUCUGUCUCCAGGAGAGUCCUGGAGAGCAGCCUUUGGGGCUCAGGGGCCGGUCCCGGGGGGGAGGGGAGGUGGUCAGUAUGGUCAAAGGCCAACUGUAGGCCUAUUGAGGACUAGGGUGUAGCACACGUAGUAGGAUGCUCGCAUGUUGUAGGGAUGGGUGAGGGCCAGCGGUCUUGGCUCCGGUACUGAAUGGAUGACGUGGACACGAUUAGGUGGGGUCUGGGGUUUCAUAGCAGGAAAGGGGCAGAAUCGGAGACCUCUGGGGGGUGACCUGUUCUCUCUUGCCCACCUCCCCAAACACCUUUACCCAGGUGCUUCCCUCCCAGAGUGAGCUACAUCUUAGGAGGAACUAAGCAGGGAGCUGGCUUGGGGAGGUGGCAGUGUCCAGAGUCUCUCUGACCAGAGUAGGCAAAGGUCCAGGGGUCGGUCGUGGCACUUGCCACCAGAACUUAGUCCGGAAGGCGUGGUGUCCCCAAACCCUUCUGUCCAGCUCCACGCAGGCCUGACUUCAGAAGUGCCCUGGGGGAGGAGCCCAACAGACAGGGUCACAGAGUCACUGGUGAAAGCAAGGGGGGAGAGGGGACAUUGAUCUGAGCUUAGGGUACAACUUGGAACUGCUAUGGCUACGGAGGUCACAUGGGAACUCAACAGAAGCAGGCAUGAAUCCUGAAUGGUGGGGAAACUUGAAACCAUCACGACCAAGAGGUGGGAUCCCAUGACACCCGCUCCUCAGGUGAGCAGCCCCCAGACUCUUUUGCCCCCAUUAGGGAAGCCCCACUCACCUGACUUGUCUCCGUGGAGUGAAGAGAGGCCCCACUUUUGAGUGUUGUGUGUCAAUAACAGUGUUGUGUCACCGGUGGUCAUGUUGAUUAGUUGAAGAGAAUAAAGGGAAUAAGAUUUC
Messenger RNA from Acinonyx jubatus (cheetah), 6269 nucleotides. RefSeq names its product zinc finger protein 629 (gene ZNF629). Bases 339 to 2945 code for a protein of 868 amino acids. The transcript is spliced from 3 exons. Gene Ontology annotation, biological process: negative regulation of transcription by RNA polymerase II. The record is from RefSeq and is a predicted model, not a curated record. Gene Ontology annotation, molecular function: DNA-binding transcription repressor activity, RNA polymerase II-specific. Lineage: Eukaryota; Metazoa; Chordata; Mammalia; Carnivora; Felidae.